GUUCCGUGCGAACAAACAGCAGAGAGGUGACAAAAUCAACAAGGCGAGGCUGACCGCAGCGCUCCUCGGCUCCGGCAGCUCCGCACGCAGCCUCCGGCUGCUGCAACGAGGCCGAGCCUCCACGAGAAGCCUUUGCUCCUCCAGCUCCGAGAGACACCAGAGGCACCUCGCCGCCCUCCCCAGUACUCGUCGUGCUCCUCUCCAGAGCAGACCUGUGUCUCCACGCAUCCCCGCGAGAUUUGCUGCAGCCUGAAGGCCACAAGUAGCCGCGGUGCCGAGCUGCGAGAAAGGAAGAAGAAGGGGACGAUGUCCGGGGCUCCUUGGGGCGAGGCGCAGGCAGGCAAAGCGCAGCAGGACCCCCCCGCUGCAAUUAGGAGCUGCAAUUAAAUUGCAGUCCGCGAGCAGGAGCCCAUCGAGCUCCGUCCCCUCGCCAGGCAUCGCCUCCCCUUCCCUCUGUGCCUCCGCGACCCCAGACGACAGCCAGGCUCCCUUGUGCCGUGUCGAAGCCUUUUGCAGGAGCCAAGAGGCGACCGAGGAGUGUGGGCAGCCCCAGGCGGAGAUGUGCAGCCUGCCCGGGGUUCUCCUGCUCCUCCUGACAGGAGCCGCCUCUGUAGAGGAGCUGCAGAUCCAGCAAAGCCCGGCAGAGCUCUGGCUGUCCCCUGGGGCGACGGCGGAGCUGAGCUGCAACAUCUCGGGCAGCCCAGAGCAGGCCAACUGGUACAGGGAGAAGCCUGACGGCAGCUUGGAAAGGAUUUACUGGAGCGCAGCGGCCUCGAAACCAAAGGGGAGAUACUCAGGGACGGUGAAAGAACUGUUUUUUUUCUCCUUGAAUAUCAGCGAUGUGCAGCGUGAGGACUCUGGGUAUUAUUACUGCACCUCCUCUGUGUUGCACUCCCAGUUUGGGAACGGGACCAGGCUCCUCGUCACAGAUGCCUCCGAGCCCAAGCUCUCCAUCCUGGUGCUCGUGGAUGCAGAGGAGCCCUCGGACUUUGUCUCCCUGCAGUGCCACCUCCCCGGCGCCUGGAACCUUACCUGGGUCUCGGCUGAGCGCUGGGACGGGGCCAUGAAUUGCACGGCCACGGAGCGCGGCACGGGCAGGAUCGUCAGCGAGACCAUCGGCACGGCAGGAUGCUUCCUGUGGCUGCUGGCCUUCGUGCCGCCCGGCGCCGCCGUCCUCGCCUUGAUGUGGUGGGCAGCCCGGCUGCGCCGAAGGCCGGCCCGCGCGGUGCUGAGACGGGGCCCGGAGGUGAGCUGCUUCCCCAGCCCCCGGCACGAGGCUGUGGGCACGGCAGGAGGAAGGAGCUCCCAAGCAGCCCGGCCGGGGGCUUUGGCGCGGGCAAAGCAUCCCCUGCAGCUGCAGGCGCAGCCCCAAGCGCGCGGCUUCUCGCUCUCUCUUGCAGCCCGAGUGCGAGUACGCGGCGCUGGGGCACUGAGAAGCCCUUUCCCCGCGCCCGCCCUGCCAGAAGCCGCUCACGCCUGCGGUCUGCGAGCAGCGAAAACAAGAGAGGAAAGGGAAAGUGGGGGGAUCCUGCGCUCUGCUGCAUUUCCCUGCUGGGCUGCAUGGCAGAGGGGGAGGAGGAACGCUGAGAGCGCUGCGGGAAGCUCGAUAGCCACGAGGAAUUGCAUGCAGAUAAUAAAAUCAUGAUUUCUUCGUAAGCAA
This is a messenger RNA of Anas platyrhynchos (mallard), 1660 nucleotides long. NCBI's taxonomy places the organism in Eukaryota, Metazoa, Chordata, Aves, Anseriformes, Anatidae. The record is from RefSeq and is a predicted model, not a curated record.